GAAUCUCGUUACUGCUCGCUGCUGCAUCCCUAUCCCACAAUGCUUUGCAUAGGCUGCUGCAGUCUUUCAGUACCAGCUUCCGAAGGUAAAAAAUGAACCGAAUCGAGACCGAUCGGGGACUCCAAUGUAAUCGAUGACCCAGAACUGAUUUUUUCCCCCCCUCCUCACCUGAUGACGACACAUCUACUAUCUUCUCACUGCUGCGUUUUCCUUGUACGUCACUCCAGCCUCUCUCAUUAAUGCAGCCUCCUCUAUGGAAAUGGCUCGGAUACUGUGAUUCGCUUUUCCCUGCCUCUCCCAUCUCGGCAUCUGGGGAUCUCUUGUAGCGACAAUAGUUAUGCUGAUUCCACUGGGAUUUUUCCUACCUUCUAUCUGCGACAGUUUUGCUGCACUGGCUCGUUGCUGACUCCUCUUUAUUUGUCUACGAUGAUGGUGUGCAAGGUGGAAGGGAACUUAACCCACAUGUCAGUGGUCUAGGAUGGCCAGUGAAGGCUCCAAUAUCCCUAGCCCUGUGGUGCGCCAGAUCGACAAGCAGUUUCUAAUCUGCAGUAUAUGCCUCGACCGAUACAAAAAUCCCAAAGUACUUCCUUGCCUUCACACGUUUUGUGAGAGGUGUUUGCAGAAUUACAUUCCAGCUCACAGCUUGACCCUCUCUUGCCCAGUCUGCCGCCAGACCUCAAUUCUGCCCGAGAAGGGUGUGUCUGCACUACAGAAUAACUUCUUCAUUACUAACCUGAUGGACGUGCUGCAGCGGAGUCCAGAUAAUGGUAUAGAAGAGUCCUCCAUUCUGGAGACAGUGAAUGCUGUUGCUGCUGGAAAACCUUUGUCAUGUCCCAAUCAUGAUGGAAAUGUGAUGGAAUUUUACUGCCAGUCAUGUGAGACUGCUAUGUGUCAAGACUGUACUGGAGGGGAGCAUGCUGAGCACCCCACUGUGCCACUCAAAGAUGUGGUGGAGCAACAUAAGGCAGCACUGCAGGCUCAGCUGGAUGCCGUCAAGAAGAGAUUACCAGAAAUAGACACGGCAUUGCAGGUUGUAUCUGAAAUCAUUAAUCAGCUUGCAACGCAGAAGUCAAGCAUUGUUGAUGAAAUUCAUUCAACUUUUGAGGACCUACAAAAAACAUUAAAUGUUCGGAAGAGUGUUUUACUGAUGGAAUUAGAAGUGAACUAUGGGCUAAAACAUAAGGUCCUCCAGACCCAGCUAGAUACGUUAGUAGAAGGACAGGAUAACAUAAAGAGUUGUAGCACUUUUACAGCACAAGCACUUAACCAUGGGACAGAGACGGAGGUAUUACUAGUGAAGAAACAGAUGAGCGAUAAGCUAAACGAAUUGGCAGAGCAGGAUUUCCCAUUACAUCCUCACGAGAAUGACCAACUGGACUUCAUAGUGGAAACUGAAGGCUUGAAAAAGUCUAUUCACAAUCUUGGAACUAUACUGACCACAAAUGCUGUAGCGUCUGAAACCGUGGCUACUGGUGAAGGGCUGAAACAGAGUGUGGUUGGUCAGCCUAUGUCUGUUACAAUUACUACAAAGGACAAGGACGGUGAACUGUGCAAAACUGGGAGUGCCUAUAUUUCAGCUGAGUUGUUUACACCUGAUGGUAGCAUCACAGAUGGAGAAAUUCUUGACAAUAAAAAUGGCACCUAUGAAUAUUUGUAUACAAUUCCAAAAGAAGGAGACUUUACUCUAUCUCUGCGACUGUAUGAUCAGCAUAUAAAAGGAAGCCCAUUUAAACUGAAGGUGGUGAAGUCUGCUGAUGUGUCCCCCACAACAGAGGGGGUCAAGAGGAGAGUGAAGUCUCCGGGCAGUGGACACGUCAAGCAGAAGGCAGUAAAGAGGCCGGCAAGUAUGUACAGUACAGGCAAAAGGAAAGAAAACCCAAUAGAGGAUGAUUUGAUAUUUCGAGUAGGUACAAAAGGAAGAAAUAAGGGCGAAUUUACUAAUCUUCAAGGAGUAGCUGCAUCCACCAAUGGAAAAAUAUUGAUUGCAGAUAGCAACAACCAAUGUGUCCAGAUAUUUUCAAAUGAUGGGCAAUUCAAAAGCCGCUUUGGUAUUCGAGGGAGAUCACCAGGACAACUACAGAGACCAACAGGGGUUGCAGUGCAUCCAAGUGGUGACAUCAUUAUAGCAGACUACGACAAUAAGUGGGUCAGCAUAUUCUCCAAUGAUGGCAAGUUCAAGACAAAAAUUGGAUCAGGAAAAUUGAUGGGUCCCAAAGGUGUAUCAGUUGACCGCAAUGGGCACAUAAUUGUGGUUGACAACAAGGCAUGUUGUGUGUUCAUCUUCCAGCCCAACGGUAAAAUAGUAACGAGGUUUGGAAGUCGAGGAAAUGGGGACAAGCAGUUUGCAGGACCUCACUUUGCUGCUGUAAAUAGCAAUAAUGAAAUUAUUGUUACUGACUUCCAUAACCAUUCAGUUAAGGUAUUUAAUCAGGAUGGUGAGUUUAUCUUGAAGUUUGGAUCAAAUGGAGAAGGCAAUGGCCAGUUUAAUGCACCAACUGGAGUGGCUGUGGAUUCCAAUGGAAAUAUAAUAGUAGCUGAUUGGGGAAAUAGCAGAAUACAAGUUUUUGAUGGAAGUGGAUCUUUUUUGUCUUACAUCAAUACUUCUGCUGACCCACUAUACGGUCCACAAGGACUGGCUCUGACUUCAGACGGCCAUGUUGUUGUAGCAGACUCUGGGAAUCAUUGUUUUAAAGUUUACCGGUACUUACAGUAAAUGGACAGACACAGUUUUGUGGGAUUUACUGCACUCAAUAUGAACCAAUGGAACUUCUAGCAAGAUGGAUGGAAGUGAUCUCCAAAUGACUUUCUCUUAUUUAAUCUCCAUGUGAUCAUGUUUACGUUUUGGCGAUGGCUCUUGUCUGUGUCAGAUUGCUUCAUCGCUACACACUGAAAAGUGAACUUUCCAGUGUAAACUAGGAUGCCAUUAACGUGUUACUGGAAACUUUAAAAACACUCAUCUUGUGCACUUAGGACUUGGAUCUCUUAGGCUAAGUUCACACCACGUUUUUGCAAUACAGUUCCCGUAUAAGUUUUAAAUUUAGGAACCAUAUUGAAAACUGUAUGCAUUGACUCUCCAUUGAAAACUGUACGCCAAAAGAGGCAUCCGAUUGUGUCCAUUUUGCAUUCUGUACGGUUUUGUCCGUUUUUUUCCCGUACCCAAAACCAUAGCCUACCACGUUUUUUUGGUAUGGGUGAAAAACCGUAUAUUGAAACAUAUAAUAUUUUUCAAUGGGAGUCAAUGGGAACCAUACAGAACCGUAUGUGCGUAUGGUUCCAUCCGGUUUUCACCAUAUGGUUUUUGACUUUGAACAGGUUUCUUUCUUGGAAUUUCAAUCAGACAAGUGAAACUUUAUUCAUAAUGGAAUGAAAAGAUAAAAACGUAUGCAACCGGACAUCAUUUUUCAAACCCUAUAAGGUUUUCAACCAUAUACGGAUUAAAAUUUGUACACAUGUUUUGAUACAGUUUAGUCAGGUUUUAAGGAAUCCAUUUUUUUAAAUCAAAAAUCUGAUAUGGCAACUGUAUUGCAAAAAUGUGGUGUGAACCCAGCCUUAGAUGAAGAACUCAUGGACCUGGUGCUCCUCUAUGGAGCUCCCACAUUCUAUAAUCAGUUGUUGUCAAACAUCAUUUGCCCAGCACUGAAAUCCACAAGUCUUCUAGCUCUGUGUAUCCUGGUAGGUAUUGUAUUUAAACAUAGGAAAAAAAACUUGGUCUUAAUUAACAUUAAUGUAACAUAGUAAAUGUACACGUGUUUUCAAAACCUUUACAAACUGUUGUCACAUUUGUAAUAAUACCCUAAGUCUUCUCUACGCGGCCAUUUACAGUUUAUGUGCACUUCUAUUUAUCCUGUGGUACAUUGAUAAAAUAUCAUGAAGUAUAUGCUGUUUCAUUUCAUGCAUCUUUUCCAUUUUUAUACAAAAUAGAAAAACAAGUUCAAAUGAAUGUUGAUUGAGUACCCCAUGAUGGGUCAAAUUCAGAUGACUAUGGAGCUAUGCCUUAUUGAGAUGCCCAGAGAUACCAAAAUUAUCCACUUUGGAACAUUGGGGGAGAUUAAUUGAAACCUGUGUAGCGAACAGUGGUGCAAUUGCCCAUUGCAACCAGAUUGCUGCUUUAAUUUUUCACAGGUCUCUUUAAAAUGAAAGUAAAAAAUCUGGUUGUCAUGGGCAGCUGCACCACUCUUCCUCUGCACAGGUUUUGGUAAAUUUCGCACUUUAUGUGCUUUCUUUUCAACCUAAAACAUCCUUACUUACCAGUUAGUGAAAACUAAAAUUGCUAAGUGAAGCCUUGUAUGGGAUUAAUAGCCAUAAGAGUGUAGACUUGUACUUAUGGAAUAAAUGGCACUAAGUCUGUGUUCACAUCACGAUUUCUCCAUCCGACUUGAGUACACGAUUUUAUAACUUAAAAUAGUCUGAAAUCGUAUAUAAAGUCUGAUCCAUGACCUCCAUUAAAAAAUCGGAUCCAUUAUUCAUAACCGAUUUGAUCCGCAUACGAUUUCACAUGAUUUUUGUUCGGGUCUGAAAUCGUGGUCAAACCCGAAUUUUUUUAUGUAGGUUAAUGGAUCCGACUUUAUAUACACUUCAUAUGAUAUGUUAUAAAAUCGUGUACUCAAGUCGGAUGGAGUAAUCGUGAUGUGAACACAGCCUAACAAAAAAGGAAAAAAAAGGUAAUGAGCUAUUGUAAUUGUACAUUUCAUUGCUUUUGUUAAAAUUUGCUAGAAACAAGAAAAGCUAUUAGCCUGGGUUCACACGGUGCAGGUGUGAGCUUUUUUUCCCCCUGUGAAUAAGGCUGGGUUCAAAUGCAGGGAUAGGGUGCAGUAUGGCAAAAUCUGCAAAUUGCUGCUGUUGUGUGAUGUGGUUAUUGGCUAAGCAGUUUUCUCAUAAAAAAAAUAAAAAAAAUUGUGCUGUCAAAAACCUUGGCAAUCCAGAGUAAAACAUGUGCAUGUGAACCCAGCCUUAUGGCCAGCAGAAUGAUUAUUAAAGGUCUUAUUUCACAGAAAUAGUGGACGUUGGUAAAACGUAAAUCAAAAAGUUGGAGGCACUGUCAGGUUGAAUAUCUGCUGUAUUUGAAUUGAAAAUUAAAAUGUGUUAACCUUGAAAA
Messenger RNA from Hyla sarda, 5095 nucleotides. RefSeq names its product tripartite motif containing 2 (gene TRIM2). Gene Ontology annotation, molecular function: zinc ion binding; protein binding; ubiquitin protein ligase activity. Bases 479 to 2713 code for a protein of 744 amino acids. The record is from RefSeq and is a predicted model, not a curated record. The transcript has 12 exons. Gene Ontology annotation, biological process: protein polyubiquitination; negative regulation of translation; proteasome-mediated ubiquitin-dependent protein catabolic process. NCBI's taxonomy places the organism in Eukaryota, Metazoa, Chordata, Amphibia, Anura, Hylidae.